Populus trichocarpa (black cottonwood) is the source of this 3250-nucleotide messenger RNA. RefSeq lists its product as uncharacterized. The record is from RefSeq and is a predicted model, not a curated record. Gene Ontology annotation, molecular function: lipid binding. NCBI's taxonomy places the organism in Eukaryota, Viridiplantae, Streptophyta, Magnoliopsida, Malpighiales, Salicaceae. The transcript is spliced from 7 exons. Bases 490 to 2898 code for a protein of 802 amino acids. Gene Ontology annotation, cellular component: endoplasmic reticulum.
GUCCAUCUAUAUAGUCAAAGAAUCCGAAAGUGUUAGAUGAACACGCGUGUUGCUUUGCUUUGUUCCUCUUCUUACAUUCUACUGCUCUAUCUUUUCAAUGCGGUGUGGAAGGAAUCUAGAAAGGACAGGUCUUGGCGAAGCAAAAGCAGUGCAAAUAGCCUCUCUGGAGAAUAAGGAGGGAGAAGCUGAUUCUCUUCUUGAGCAAAUUGUAAACAGUAGUGGUGCUAUUCCUUCUGUAAUAACAUUCUUUUCAUUUUUUAAACUCCACCCCCACAUGAUUUAUUGCUUGAUUGAUUCAGAAAACACCACCUUGCCUGCCCACACAGUUGCCCAUUUCUUUUUUCUGGGGUUUUGACUCGUUCUCCCUACGACUCCAACAAGUCAGCCAAUCGCAGAUUAACAAUAGCACUGUUUACUCAUAGUGAUUUAUGCUGUGUUGCUGAUCAAAUCAUUUGAUCGAGUGAAAAGAAGAGAAGAAAGGAAGGAGUGAUGUGGCCCGUGGUAGUAAUAUUUGCUGGAGGCUUUCUUUCUGGCCUGCUCACUCUUGUUGCUUUACAAGCUCUGGGUGUUUAUGUUUUGAUUAAAAGAUUGAAUCGAAAGACUCAACAACAACAAGCAUCACAUUCUUCUUCUUCUUCUCCACAUCAUCAAGACCUCGAUCCCCAACAGUCCCUUGAUUAUGCCCAUAACAAGAAGGGAUAUGUCUGGGUUCUUGAUUCAGAUCAGGUUCUGAAAAAUUGGCCAGUGGAAAAAGUACAGAAAGAUCAAAAGAAGAAAAAGGAGCUCCUUGAGGUCACUCCCAUCCGAAAACAGGCAAAAAUCAAGGAUAGGUCACUUAUUUUGACAGAUUCAGGUGGCUCACAUAGAGUUAUUCCUUUGAAAGGUUGUGCAAUAGAAGCUGUGUCAGCUACAAGCCUUUCAUCAAGAAAAUGGGCCAAAAGAUUUCCAAUAAAAGUGGAAAGCAAAACAUCACCAAUAUAUAAUGCAAGUAAGACAGUUUUUAUAUUUCUUGAGACAUCCUGGGAGAAGGAGUCAUGGUGUAAAGCCCUCCGUCUUGCUUCAAGUGAUGACCAAGAAAAACUUAACUGGUUCAUCAAGUUGAAUGAAGAGUUCCUACGUUAUUUGACAUCCUUAAAUACAGAAUACCCUUCAUUUAUGAAACCCUCUGUUGGUUUCUAUGUUGAGCCAGUUGAUAGGGCCAGUAGGUUUGAUGGUUCUGAAUCAAAGGUUCGCCUGUUUUGGAAAAAGCUUGCCAGAAAGGCAUCAAAGAGUGGUGUAGAAAAUAAGGUGAGUUCCUUGUUAGGCCGUGAAGAGAGAAAGAUUAAUGAUAAAUAUCAUCCAUCCCAUGACCCAGCUUUUUCUGGUAGUGUGGGAAAGAAUGAUCCAACAUUGAAGGCACCUAUCACCUCCGAGGAAGAAAAUAUUUCGUUACCUUCAUCAUCAACCAGUUCCCGUGCCUCAAGCCUAAGCCAGCUUCAAGUAAUUUCUGAUGCAGACGCUGAUGAAAAGUUAAAUGUUGAUGAGGGAACACUCUGCUGGAACUUGAUUAUUUCUCGGCUCUUUUUUGAUGCCAAAAGCAAUGACAGGAUGAAGAGUUUAACGCAAGCGCGGAUUCAGAGAACUUUGUCCAAUAUGAGGACCCCCAGUUACAUUGGCGAAGUCAUAUGUACUGAUCUAAACCUUGGGAAUCUCCCGCCUUAUAUCCAUGGUAUUAGGGUUCUUCCUACACACAUGAAUGAGGUAUGGGCAUGGGAAGUUGAUAUCGAAUAUUGUGGCGGGUUAGUGCUAGAUAUUGAAACAAGACUGGAAGUUCGUGACCUAGAUUUGCAGAGAGGUCUGGUGGAUACAGACGUGGGAUCCAGCUCUGUUAGGGAUGCUUCGUCAGACCUUCUGGAAGGUUUUGACCAUCUUGGAAAGCAGUUGAAUUUUUCUGAAGGGACUGUUGAUUCGCGAGAAUGGAAGGAUGAGGAUAAUCCUAAGUCUGAUAAAUUAAAGGACUCUAAGAGUGGCAUAUCAACAUCAACAAAUGUAUCUAGGUGGAAGUCCCUCCUUAAUUCUGUUGCAAAACAGGUUUCACAGGUGCCACUCUCUUUGUCAAUAAGGUUAGGAUCCCUUCGUGGAACAGUGCGAUUACAUAUUAAGCCACCUCCUUCUGAUCAGUUAUGGUUUGGCUUCACAUCCACACCUGAUGUGGAGUUUGAGUUGGAGUCUUCUGUUGGGGAACGCAAGAUCACUAGUGGGCAAGUAGCGUUAUACCUGAUCAAUAAAUUUAAGGCUGCAAUCCGGGAGACAAUGGUUCUUCCAAACUGUGAAAGCGUGUGCAUUCCCUGGAUGUUAGCAGAAAAGAAUGACUGGGUCCCUCGAAAUGUUGCUCCUUUUAUAUGGAUUAAUCAAGAAGCCGCCAGUGAUAAUGCCACUGCACUUGAACUACUGAACUCCCAACUUGAUGCAAAAACCAAGAUUGAAGCUGGCAGGGAAACCUCAUGCGAUCAUCCAGAAAGCAGGCAUAAAAAAACAAGGAAUGCUGAAAAUGUUCAACCACCAUAUUCUGAUUCUUCAGAUGAUUUGACUCAAGCAUUAAGCUCUAACAAGCCAUCAAUGAAAAAUGACAAGUCAUCGCAAGAUCUAACAAGUCCUUUGUUGGCAAACAGUGAAGCGCAAGAAACUGGCCAAAACAGCUCAGGGUAUGCCUCGGAAAGUCAAUCACCAUCUAGGUCUCUGAUAUCUCUGGAAAAACAGACUCGUUCUGUUGAAGAAGACGAUUCAAGACCAAAGAAAAUGGGAAGGAGGGCGAAGAUGCUUGAUCUAGGGAAGAAGAUGGGGGAGAAAUUUGAAGAAAAGAGGCGCAAUAUUGAAGAAAAGGGUAGGAAUAUCGUUGACAAGAUGCGAGGACCAUGAAAAUGCCAAAACAAGUUGACUGUUGGGAGAGACAAGAAAUGGUGGCAAAUACUAUUUUCUUCAUUGAGGAAUGAAGGCAUCGAUCAGUUCUCAUAGAUGGUAUCUAUUUUUUAGGUUGAGAUAAAUCCUUGGGUACAGAAAUUCAUUUACAUUUAUUUCAUGAAGAAUAAGAUACAGCGAGGAGGCUAGAAUUGACAACAAAAAUAGGUAUAUAUAGAAAGCAACUUUAGGCCUUGAGUUUACAUAGAUAGGUCUUUGUUGUAAGAGUGACAUGACUAGUUAUAGUUACCAAAACUCUAAAACAUGUGGGAUUUCUACUAUACAUGCACUAUGGAUCAAAAGAUUGUCUUAA